AUGGAUAGAAUCAUUGCUCAUGACAAUAUAGCCACCACUCGAAAUGUAAUGUACAACGAAGACCACGACCACGUAACGCCAGGGAAUCAAGUUGAUUACACCACAUAUCCAACUGUGAAGCAAAGCCUAAAAGAGAAGUCCUAUGCGCUAGGUGGUGUUGCACAUGAAUUAGAUAAACUUCUUGCCCUACAUGGGAUGGACAAUCGCUUUCAAUCCAUAUCAGACGACCAGUUCCGAGACGAUGCUGCUGCGACUAUGAUUGGCUACCCAGCGUCCCAUGCUGAUGGGACAUGCGAGCAUAUUGAGAGACUACCAAGCGUUAAAGAUCAUAACAACGGGUCUUCAACGAUGCUAGCCACCUUGCGAGACCAGGCUUAUGCAUCGUUUGAAGGCCUAGUAGAUGUCUUGGGGAAGGAUCUUAAUGCAGACAGCCACGAACUAGCGUACGAGGUAUCAGAGACCCGAGGCGCUAUCCAGACAGAGUACCCUAGUGGCAGCAAUACUGAAGUCACGAGAGACGUUGGCUGGCAUAAAGCGAACAUAGAGAUACCCGAUCCGUUGAUUGGUGGUUACACGAACGGAGAGCUUUUUGCUUUCAUCAGACGCUUCAACAAGGUGGGGCUUUCUUUCUCCCGACGAAACUUUCAUAGGCUGAUUGCGAUUGAUUAG
This is a messenger RNA of Penicillium angulare, 669 nucleotides long. RefSeq lists its product as uncharacterized. NCBI's taxonomy places the organism in Eukaryota, Fungi, Ascomycota, Eurotiomycetes, Eurotiales, Aspergillaceae. The record is from RefSeq and is a predicted model, not a curated record. The transcript is spliced from 2 exons. The coding region runs from base 1 to 669 and encodes 222 amino acids.